GUCAGCCUGCCAGGCUUUGUUUGCAACAGCUGUUCAGCAAUUUAGCUUUUAAAAAAUCUAUUUUCCUCGACUGUAAUUUAGCAAUACUAAAGUUUGUAGCAGAAUUUUAUUCCCGAAUAUUGUUGACCCGACUGCAAAGUCCUGAAGUCUGGAAAUUCAGCAAUCCAAUGGAUUCCGAAGAUAGCAGCAGAAUUGAUGAUUUUGAGGCUGGCGAAAAAGCUUUGUGUGACAAAGAUUUCGAUGUUGCAAUUGAAAAAUUUCAGGGGUGCAUGAAAAAGCUGUCCAAUCAAGGUUUGGGGCUGACCUCGGAAUUAUUCCCGAAAUGUCUUCAAAAUAUUGCAUCAUGCUAUAGUGAGAAAGGAGAUAUGGAUAAUGCAUUGUCUUUCAAAAAAUUUGAGAAACUUUAUUAUGAAACCGUUUUACUACACAAUGGAUUGGAUGGUUUAUUAAUGAAAGAUCCUUCAGAGUCUGAUGAACAGUCAACAAGGGAUCGUGGCGAUGGAUCAAGCGAGGCAUCAGGAAGUUCAAUUCAAGAUUCUACUUCCGAAAUAAAUGAUGAAUCGGACUGGGAGUCAUCUGAUGCGAAAAGUCCGAAUACAAAACGAGCAUCAGAAUAUGAACAACUUGCAAAAUUAUGUUUGCAACAGGAAUGUAUUGGAUUGGCGCUAGAGUAUAGUGGAAAAGCGACAUUGUUGUAUAUGCAUGAAUAUGGAGAUGAUCAUCAGAAAACAAGGAAAAGUUUUGAACAGUUUACAUCGGUUUACGCUGAAGCUGGAAAACUUGAAUAUUCAGAAUCAAUGGAACAACUUAAUUUAGGGAAUAAAUCCAAUAUAUCAUCACCUUAUGAAAUAGAAGAGACAUUAUUGCGACAUAGAAAAAAUGUCAAAAGCACAGAAAAGAGUGGUGGAGCAAGGCCGCUCAAACGGACGAGGUCAAUUUUAAAGAAAAGAGCUUCGGAUGAUAACAUGACUCAACAGAAUAGUGAAACAACAGCACCAGAGCAGCAAAGAAGAGUAACAUUUGCUGAUCCUCUACCACAAAUGGUCAGAUUGAGAGAUGAAGGUGAAACCGAUAACUCAAUGACGAAUCUUCUUCUCUUUUUCUUGGUUUGUGUUCUUAUCAUUCUCAUCAGUCUCUUGAUAUCAGCAGUGUUUUGCCAAAUGAAUCCCACAAUGGGUGCAUGUGUCGAGUUUCGUCGUGAAGUUACAUACUACUAUAAUAGAAUACGAUAUUUAUAUAGAAGUUUUAUCAGAUAAAAUGAAUCCUAGAUAGUUAAAAACACUGUUGCUGCAAUACUAAAUGCACCUCACAAUGCAUAGUUAAAAAUCUUAGUCUUACUUAAUUUUCUACACCCUGGCUGUGGUAUUAUUUUUGUGUCUAUUGUUGACUAUGAAGGAGAUAAACCCGAGAGGCUGGCAAUUAAAAAAGUUAUUCAAAAUUUUCGCAAUUUUGGGUGGAUAGCAAUGAAGCAGUUCAUUCUCUAUCAGUCAGUGAUAAGUGGACUAGCUUCGUUAAAAUAAACAAAUUUGUAUUCAUUUUAAAUGAAAAUAUUUUCAUGGCUGCCAUACUACACAACAAGGACAUUAAAAUCUACCGGGCGGGACGGCUUGUCAAUACCAGGACUGGCCCGGCUUCUUCCAAUACUCUGGACUAGUAGGCAGACAAGGGUUAUAAUAUGUUAGGACAUCUCAAUGUUUUCCUGUCCAUGAGAUUAAAACAAUAAGUUCUAUUUGAUCCUCAGAUAAAUAAUUUAGUUGUGCAAUAUUUUGCCACUAUGAAAAAUAUCUUCAGCUUAUUCUCAGGCCUAGGUAAUUAUCGAGGAUUCACAAUAUUAUUGUAAAUUGUUUACUUGCACUCUUUUUACAGUCAAGCUUUAAUUAAGGUUAUGUUUCAAUAAUUCUAUCAUUUUAAUUUAAUAGAGAUAUGAUAGAAACAUGAGAAUUUGGUUAUAUAUAUAGUCUAUGUAUAUAUUUAUAAUUAUAUAUGUCGCUGUGUUUUUUAAGAUAUUAACACAUAGUUUUACACUGUUAGAAAAAUCAGUACAUUUAUCUAUAUUCGUGAAAUUGUUCUCUAAUUAAAUCUUCUUGGACUAGGAACUUUUGGAUUGAAAAUUUUUUAUGUGAGAUGUAUCACUGUACGGAUAUUCAAGUAAUUCAAAUGUAUUUUUCUAACAGUGUGGUAGGCAAUAUUAGAUUCACACUAUGCAUGUACAUUAAUGUUUAAUUUUAGUAUUUAAGUUUCAUUUUCUAAUUUCAAGUUUUACAUUUAUUUUGUAUAAUUGUAAAAAGUCUGCUGCACUAGGAUACUGUGCAAGUUCCCACUAUGGAUAUAAAAAAUUGGCAGUUGCUUACUCAUUACACAGGGCAUACCAACAUAGUUUUCUUGAAGUUUUAGAUACUCCAUUCAGGAUGGUGGCUACUUCUGAAAAGUUAGCGAGCAUGCAAACAAAUAGGUUUCGUUUGCAAAAAUUCAGCACUAUUCAGUUUUACUAAUUAUAUUUGAAUAAUUGUAUUUUCUUUAGGAUUUCGAACGGUGCCUUAGUAAAACAGUAAAUAUAUGGCAGAUGACUCUAUAAUAUGCGAAAAGUAUCUUAUGUUAACAGUAGAUCAAUUAUUUCUUGUGACAUUUUUUAUCAACAAGUUGGUAAUCUGCAGGUAAUUGCAGAUUGUGUUAAAUUUCAUUUGAUUGGUUAAAUGUAUAAAAUAUAGAUUUUAGGUUUAUUUGAUAUACAAAUCUGGUAACCAAAAAUCCGAUUUGGAAGAUUAUUAUGUGAUCUGAUAUUAUUCAUUUCAAAGUACAAUAACAAGCAAUCACAUUUUCUAACAUGAACCGAGGUUCAUGAGUAUAUGGGUGGGAUGAUGUGGAUCAUGAUAUUAUUGAGCUAUAUUAUUGAGGGCGACUUGCCUUUCCCUCUGGGUAAAUAAGAAAAUCAUAUUCUAUAUGAUUAGCAGGAAUAUAUUUUCUUUCGAAUACAUCAUAAUCAUAAAAAUUGAUCUAAACAAUUUGCACAUUUCAUUAGCUAUAAUAAUUUGAGUUCAAUCAGGUCUUUUUUAAAAAUGUAGACAUGCGAACUUGUUUUAAACAAUUGGUUAAAAGUUUUUUUUCAAUUCAAUUUAUCAUUGUUCAUGGUCUUCAGGAGUUCUUUGACUACAUAUUUUUGAGAUUUAAAACCUAUCUUGUUGAAAAGGUUUCGUAGUGUGUUAUUUUAUACGUCAUUUUCACUAGAUUGAAUCACUAAUUCACACAGAUUCUGCAAUGCCCCUUUUCUUUAUUAAAGGUGUUUCAGUUGUCAACAUGCCUAAGUUUCUGCACAUGCUAUUUUCUUUAUUUGCACCGCUAUGAUGCCUUUGCUCCUAUUAAAAAAUAAGUUGAAGCCGAUUUGUCUGCGUAUUUCUCAACAUUUCUAAUUCUUCAUGUAUAUAUAUCCAUGAUUCUAUGCAUGUGCUAUUUUGUAAUUUGGUAAUGGAAUCUAAUUCUCUAACAUAGGCUGUUUAGUCUAGUUGACGGUGGUGUGAUUCUAAAUCUGCCAAUAUAGGGAAUCAUUGAGGCAUGAAUGGUCAGAAUAAUCUCGUUAUAACAUACAAGUUCCGAUGCUGCUAUUUCUGACUUUUUUGUUUCCUGAUAUGGUUUGAAAUCUAAUCGUACUGAAUUCAUUCAUAUGCUCAUUACUAACCUGCUAGAUAGAAACAUUUUGUCAUUAUUUUGUGUGGAUUUGUUUGUUAUGGUGAUGGCCAAGCAAUGGCUAACAUAUAGACCAUAUGAUUGCACGAAUGAUACAAAUCAAUGUUUAGUACACAGUUCCAAAUGAUUCAUUCUAUUACUCACCGAGAAAAAUUUCCGCAUAUAGAUCGAUUUGCAACAACUGAUUCUCGAUAUGUUGAUAUAAUUGUGCAUGCAAUGAUUUUUACUGUAAAACUAGGUACACACUACACACAUUGGAAAUUAAUUGUUCUCGGGGAAACUCUGCAAUUUAAUAUAUUGUGUCGGUUUCUGAUGUCUUAUCAGCAACUUUGCUGUACGCCAAUUGGUGUCUAUUUAUGGUCCACAAUCUUGCAGUUACUGCAAGCUGCUUGUUUCUUUCCAUACACCCUUGUAUAGAUGAGCAUUUGUUUCAUAUAUGGUUAUGUCUAGAAUUGAAGAACAAGUUAUUGUUUAUGUAAUGUAGGCCUAUUUCAAAAUGAAUUACCGUUUGGGUCUGGGUGUCUUUGACAAUUAUCAUCAUCCCACGCCAAUUUUCGACAACAUCGAUUUCACAUAAUCGCUCCAUGUUUUUAUGCACUUUUGGGUUAACAAUCGUAGUUUCAAACGUUAGAUUGUAAAUUUUUGUUCCACAAAUAAAUAAAUGCAAAAGUUAUAAAG
This is a messenger RNA of Styela clava, 4359 nucleotides long. RefSeq lists its product as uncharacterized. Gene Ontology annotation, cellular component: plasma membrane; transport vesicle; trans-Golgi network. Gene Ontology annotation, biological process: positive regulation of Golgi to plasma membrane protein transport. Gene Ontology annotation, molecular function: connexin binding. Lineage: Eukaryota; Metazoa; Chordata; Ascidiacea; Stolidobranchia; Styelidae. The record is from RefSeq and is a predicted model, not a curated record.